Molecule: messenger RNA, 4945 nt
Organism: Rattus rattus (black rat)
Lineage: Eukaryota; Metazoa; Chordata; Mammalia; Rodentia; Muridae
Gene: Epha6
Product: EPH receptor A6
Exons: 18
Coding region: 510-3902 (1130 amino acids)
Biological process (GO): axon guidance; cell surface receptor protein tyrosine kinase signaling pathway; protein phosphorylation
Cellular component (GO): membrane; neuron projection
Molecular function (GO): transmembrane-ephrin receptor activity; ATP binding; protein binding
Source: RefSeq, a predicted model, not a curated record
GGGGAGGGGAGGGCGCAAGUGUUUGGGGGGGACUAAGGUAGCUUCAGUGAUAUCCAAUAAACCGCUGCUACGGCCGGGGGGCGGCGCAGAUGCCGCCGAGUCGGUGGUCACGAAGCGACACUCAGCCCAGGCCACACAGUCAAGAGGCUGAGUGUUCAGUCCGCCCCUCCUUUGGACCACUUGAGAUCCCGCUGAGCCUCGUUCUCGGGUUUCUCAGACACCAGACACAGGAAAGUUCUGGAUGCCCAGGCUACCCUUUGCAAUCUGCUGUGCCUCCUCUGAUCUGGGCUCUGAAAGUGCCCACUUGGGUCCAAAGAGGCACUUGGGUCCCCAGAACUGCACCUUCACUACCCGCCCGGAUGUCCCUACCCACCCCCCCAGUAACCUCCUAGAGGCACCCUCCCCCGUCCACCAUCCCCUCCCCCAAACUACAGCCUGAGCUCGCUCUUGCGCGCGCGCUCUCCUGGGCCCAAGUGAAUAGUCCUAGCUCGAGCGGGACACGGUGGUGGAUGCAAUUCCCCUGGCCUCCAGCCGCCAGGAGCUCUCCGGCGGCGCAGGCAGCAUCGUCCCCUCAAGCAGCCGCUCCUGCACCUGGGCAGCCUGGACCCUCGUGCCCUGCUCACGGGGCCUCGCGCGGGGGGCGCCCCGGGACUUCACCUGCGGACCGGGUGGAGGAGGAAGAGGAGGAGGAAGAAGAAGAGAGCUUGGUUCAGGACCCCCACCCUACUAGGGACACCUGGCUGCGCCGCUGCGGCCACUUCUUUUUAAGGAGGAGAAGAGAACCAGCCAGAGCCAUGGGGGGCUGCGAAGUCCGGGAAUUUCUUUUGCAAUUUGGUUUCUUCUUGCCCCUGCUGACAGCUUGGACCGGCGACUGCAGUCACGUCUCCAACCAAGUUGUGUUGCUUGAUACAACUACAGUGAUGGGAGAACUAGGAUGGAAAACAUAUCCAUUGAAUGGGUGGGAUGCCAUUACUGAAAUGGAUGAACACAACAGGCCCAUACAUACAUACCAGGUAUGCAAUGUCAUGGAACCAAACCAGAACAACUGGCUUCGUACUAACUGGAUCUCUCGUGAUGCUGCUCAGAAAAUCUAUGUGGAAAUGAAGUUCACACUGAGGGAUUGUAACAGCAUCCCAUGGGUCUUGGGAACGUGUAAAGAAACAUUUAAUCUGUAUUAUAUUGAAUCGGAUGAAUCCCACGGGACUAAAUUCAAGCCAAGCCAAUAUAUAAAGAUUGACACAAUUGCUGCGGAUGAGAGUUUUACUCAGAUGGAUUUGGGUGAUCGCAUCCUUAAACUCAACACUGAAGUUCGUGAGGUGGGGCCAAUAGAAAGGAAAGGAUUCUAUUUGGCUUUUCAAGAUAUUGGAGCAUGCAUUGCUCUGGUCUCAGUCCGUGUUUUCUACAAAAAAUGCCCCUUCACUGUGCGGAACUUGGCUAUGUUUCCGGAUACCAUCCCAAGGGUUGACUCUUCCUCUUUGGUUGAAGUGCGGGGUUCAUGUGUGAAGAGUGCUGAGGAGCGAGAUACUCCUAAACUCUACUGUGGAGCUGAUGGAGACUGGCUCGUUCCUCUUGGAAGGUGCAUCUGCAGUACAGGGUAUGAAGAAAUCGAGGGUUCUUGCCAUGCUUGCAGGCCAGGAUUCUAUAAAGCAUUUGCUGGGAACACAAAAUGUUCCAAAUGCCCUCCCCACAGCUCAACCUUCGUGGAAGCAACUUCGGUCUGCCAUUGUGAAAAGGGUUACUUCCGGGCAGAAAAAGACCCACCUUCUAUGGCGUGUACUAGACCACCUUCAGCUCCUAGAAAUGUGGCUUUUAACAUUAAUGAAACAGCCCUUAUUUUGGAAUGGAGCCCACCCAGUGACACAGGAGGGAGAAAAGAUCUCACAUAUAGUGUAAUCUGUAAGAAAUGUGGCGUAGACGCUAGCCAGUGUGAAGACUGCGGGGCAGGACUUCGAUUCAUCCCAAGACCCACCGGACUUAUCAACAAUUCCGUGGUAGUACUUGACUUUGUGUCUCACGUCAAUUAUACCUUUGAAAUAGAAGCCAUGAAUGGAGUUUCUGAGUUGAGCAUUUCUCCCAAGCCAUUCACAGCUAUUACAGUGACCACAGAUCAAGAUGCACCUUCUCUGAUAGGUAUGAUGAGGAAGGACUGGGCAUCCCAGAACAGCCUUGCCCUAUCAUGGCAAGCACCUGCAUUUUCCAAUGGAGCCAUUCUGGACUAUGAGAUCAAGUACUAUGAGAAAGAGCAUGAACAGCUCACCUAUUCCUCCACGAGGUCCAAGGCCCCAAGUGUCAUCAUCACAGGCCUCAAGCCAGCCACCACGUACAUAUUUCACAUCCGAGUGAGGACUGCGACAGGAUACAGUGGCUACAGUCAGAAGUUUGAAUUUGAAACAGGAGAUGAAACUUCUGACAUGGCAGCGGAACAAGGACAGAUCCUGGUCAUAGCCACGGCGGCCGUCGGGGGAUUCACUCUCCUAGUUAUCCUCACUUUGUUCUUCCUCAUCACUGGGAGGUGUCAAUGGUACAUCAAGGCCAAAAUGAAGUCAGAAGAGAAGAGAAGAACACACUUACAGAACAGCCACCUGCGCUUCCCAGGAAUCAAAACCUACAUUGAUCCAGAUACUUAUGAAGACCCAUCUCUAGCAGUCCACGAAUUUGCAAAAGAGAUUGACCCUUCAAGAAUUCGCAUUGAGAGAGUGAUCGGAGCAGGUGAAUUUGGAGAAGUCUGCAGUGGGCGUUUAAAGACACCAGGGAAAAGGGAAAUCCCAGUUGCCAUUAAAACAUUGAAAGGUGGCCAUAUGGACCGACAAAGAAGAGAUUUUCUAAGAGAAGCUAGCAUCAUGGGUCAGUUUGACCACCCAAACAUCAUUCGCCUAGAAGGUGUUGUCACUAAAAGAUCCUUCCCAGCGAUUGGGGUGGAAGCCUUCUGCCCCAGCUUCCUAAGGGCUGGGUUUUUAAACGGCAUCCAAGCACCACAUCCAGUGACUGCAGGAGGCUCUCUGCCCCCCAGGAUCCCUGCAGGCCGGCCGGUAAUGAUCGUGGUAGAGUAUAUGGAGAAUGGAUCUCUAGACUCCUUUUUGCGGAAGCACGAUGGCCACUUCACCGUCAUCCAGUUGGUCGGCAUGCUUCGGGGCAUCGCAUCAGGCAUGAAGUAUCUUUCCGACAUGGGAUACGUUCAUCGAGACCUAGCAGCGAGGAACAUCUUGGUGAACAGCAACUUAGUAUGCAAAGUCUCUGAUUUCGGCCUCUCCCGAGUGCUGGAAGACGACCCAGAAGCAGCUUAUACAACAACUGGUGGGAAAAUCCCUAUAAGGUGGACAGCCCCAGAAGCUAUUGCCUACAGGAAAUUCUCCUCAGCGAGUGAUGCCUGGAGCUACGGGAUUGUCAUGUGGGAGGUGAUGUCCUAUGGAGAGAGACCAUACUGGGAAAUGUCCAACCAGGAUGUUAUUUUAUCCAUUGAAGAAGGUUACCGACUUCCUGCUCCGAUGGGCUGCCCACCGUCGCUGCACCAGCUGAUGCUCCACUGCUGGCAGAAGGAGAGAAACCACAGGCCAAAAUUCACUGACAUCGUCAGCUUCCUGGACAAACUGAUUCGCAACCCCAGCGCCCUUCACACGCUGGUGGAGGACAUCCUCGUAAUGCCAGAAUCCCCUGGUGAUGUUCCUGAAUACCCACUGUUUGUCACAGUGGGUGACUGGCUGGAUUCUAUAAAGAUGGGGCAAUACAAGAGUAACUUCAUGGCAGCGGGUUUUACAACAUUUGAUCUGAUUUCAAGAAUGAGCAUCGACGAUAUUAGGCGAAUCGGAGUCAUACUCAUUGGACAUCAGAGACGAAUAGUCAGCAGCAUACAAACUUUACGUUUACAUAUGAUGCACAUACAGGAGAAAGGAUUUCAUGUAUGAAAGUACUAUACACACCUGUAUUUUGUGCCUCAGCAUUUCUACAAAGAAAACUAUCCCCUCUACGACUCAUUCUUCUGAUUCUCCAGACGUCCCUUCACAUCCCACAGUCUCCCGUUCAGACUAUGGCUGCACACCUUGCGUUUCUGCUUUCAUCCUGGAUUUCAAUAUCGUGCUACACAGGUCCUCUCUGAAUAGCCUGCAAACGAAACUCUGGCCCACUGCAGAUUAUCACUGCGUAACGAUAGAUAACUCAGCAUGAAUGCGUGACUUUGUAUAGAAAUGUUGGGGAAGUGUUCAUGGACUUAACCUAAAGGAAUUUGUCCUUACGUGUGGCAUCUUCAGAGACGUAUGUGGAGUUUGAUGACAGAUAAGAAGGAAAUAGUUGACCAUUCUUCCAUGUUUUGUGAUCAAGUAGCUUCCAACUUCACAUACUUCUUUUUCAAUAGAGUUACUCAAAUCUACAGGUUGUGCUGUUGUUUUAUUUUUAAUAACUGUUGGUGCCUGAUGUUGUUACAAUGAUUUGCAGAACUAAUUAAUGAUUCCAUGUAGUGCAAUUGUGUCAGGUGUGAAUACAGUAUGAAGGGCAUUGUUGGGGAGGGAGAUGGACAAAAAUACUGUGCUUUUAAAUCUUCUAAGGCUGGGUUUGUCUAUAUUUUUUAAUUAACUUUAUAGGGUUCUACACAUUUCAUAGUAGGUGAUUGUUUAGAGGCUUUUCCCCCCUCUAAUUUUUUUACUAACUGUACUGUAUUUCUCUAGUAUGUUACAAGAAUCACCCUUGGAAAGACUGAGAGUGAAUCCAUUGCUCUAAAAGUUUUCAUAGAUGGAUGCGUGGAGUGAACAUAUGGCUGUUCCCUUGAAUUCAUCGUCACAAGUUUGAAAAAAAAAACAGUUAUCAAAGCAUUGAGAAAAUUAAUUGUUCACAGGACUUCUUUGAAUAGGCCUAACAUAGUAGACAUAGAUUUAAUGUGAGAUGGUUUCCUUGAUUUAAGACAGCUUAAAGCGGCCCGAGAUAAUAAAUGUAUUUUGUUGGGUGAUGAUUGGUA